AUGUCUAAAUAUGAUUUGCUGGUCUUGAACGGAGUCGUUGUCACGGAUCAAGAGACGGGGAACUUUGAUAUUGCAGUGAAGGAUGGGAAGAUUGCAAAAGUCGUCAUUAGAGGCUCUUUGAACGGCGCAAAGGCGACAAAAACUAUAGAUGCGGAGGGUGGCAUGGUCAUGCCUGGAGGUAUUGAUGCACAUGUUCAUUUAGCGGAGCCUGCUCUGUUCGGAAAGGGACAAAGUGCAGACAAUUACGAGACUGGAACUAGAUCAGCAAUUUCAGGUGGUACAACGACUUUAAUUACAUUCGCUCCUCAAAGAAAAAGUGAGCCUUCUUUGCUUGCGGCACUUGAAGCCACACAUGCUCUCGCACGAGAUAAUUGCUACACGGACUACUCGUUCCAUCUGAUUUGCUCAAAUGCCGGACCCCAAGCAAUCUCCGAAUUCAAAGCUCUGAGAGAAGCAGGUAUAUCUUCCUUGAAAAUCUACAUGACAUAUGAAGCAUUGCAGCUGCAAGACUCAGAGAUCUUGGACGUUUUAUUCGAAGCCCGGAAGCAGAAAAUCGUCACCAUGAUCCAUGCCGAGAACGGUGCAAUCAUCGACUGGACGAUCAAGAAGCUGGAAGAGAAGAAGCUGUUCGCUCCCAAAUACCACGCCACAAGCCAUCCUCCAGUAGCUGAAAUUGAAGCAACCUACCGAGCCGUGUCUCUGAGCGAGUUCAUAGAUGUCCCGAUCCUGAUUGUGCAUGUAUCUUCUCCAGCUGCGGCAAAGCACAUUUCAGAUGCACAGAAAAGGGGACUACCAGUGUAUGCAGAGACUUGUCCACAAUACCUCUUCUUGACUCGCAAGGACUUGGACAAACCAGGUUUCGAAGGCGCAAAGUGCGUGUGCUCUCCUCCACCUCGGGAGGGGGAGCAGGACCAUGAAGGCAUCUGGCAGGGCCUCGAAGAUGGUACAUUUACGGUUCUAAGUUCAGACCACUGUCCAUUCAUCUACGACAAUACGGAAAUAGGGAAGAAGUCAUGCAUCGACUCAGAAUAUCCCAAUGGGCAUUUCAAAUACAUCCCCAACGGAUGCCCGGGUGUAGAGACUCGUCUCUCCUUAGCAUUAUCGGCAAACCGGCUCAAGUUGCAGAAAUUUGUGGAAGUGACAUCCACCAACGCAGCAAAGUUGUAUGGCUUGUAUCCAAGGAAAGGUGCACUGCUUGCAGGGGUCAGUGAUGCCGAUUUGACGAUUUGGUAUCCAGAUGGAACAAAGGAGUUCGAGCUUACCAAUUCGAUGCUGCAUCACAACGUGGAUUACACACCUUAUGAAGGGAGGACUAUGAAACAGUGGCCGAGGUAUACGGUUUUGAGGGGAGAGGUGGUUUGGGCCAAGGAUGAGGGUGGUCUUAUUGCUAGUAAAAAGGGGUUUGGACAGUUCUUGAAACGGGAUGCCAGCUCUCUAGCUGGCAGUCGGAGUCAAGAAGAGUGGAAUGUGGAGAAUUUUUAG
Messenger RNA from Lachnellula hyalina, 1482 nucleotides. RefSeq names its product Dihydropyrimidinase. The transcript has 6 exons. The record is from RefSeq and is a predicted model, not a curated record. NCBI's taxonomy places the organism in Eukaryota, Fungi, Ascomycota, Leotiomycetes, Helotiales, Lachnaceae. Gene Ontology annotation, cellular component: cytoplasm. Bases 1 to 1482 code for a protein of 493 amino acids. Gene Ontology annotation, molecular function: hydrolase activity, acting on carbon-nitrogen (but not peptide) bonds.